AUGGUUAAAGUACAUGAUAAAUGUGACACACACAAAUUAGCAUUGGCUAAAUAUAAAGGGUGGUGUAAUUCUAAAAUACAAGGCAGUGUUACAACUAUUAUUGACUCAAAAAUAAGAGUUGAAGUUGCAAGAAAUAGGACAACGUUAGAAAGUUUAAUAAGGUGUGCCAUAUAUUGUGCUAGGCAAGAUAUUGGUUUGCGAGGACAUUCAGAAACAACUAAAAUCUCUGAAAUUGUGAAUAAUGAUAUUGCAACAAAAAACAAAGGAAAUUUUUUAGAGCUUGUAAAGUUAUUAUGUAUUGAAAGUCAAACAUUUUGUUCAGCUUAUGAAGCGUUACAAAAUAGUGCAAAAUACACUAGUAAAUAAUUCAAAAUGAUAUGAUAAGUGCAGCUUCCACAGUGAUUACUCAGUCUAUUUUAAAAGAAGCACAAGAAGGUAGUAAAAUAUUCAGCUUUAUUGUUGACGAAGCCAGAGAUGAUGCAAAGUUAAAGCAAAUGAGUAUUUGUAUUCGGUAUGUACAUAAUUCAGUGAUAAAAGAAAGGUUUUUAGGAUUUGUUGAACUCAAAGAAUUAAAUGCUAAUGCUCUAAGCUGUAAUAUUAAAUUAUUUUUGAAUAAUUUUGGACUAGAUUUGAGUAACUGUGUAAGUAAGUUUUAUGAUGGAGCAUCAGUUAUGUCUGGUCAGUUCAACGGAGUUCAAAAAAAAAUUAAAGAUAUGUCAGGAAAUUUGUAUACAUAUAUACAUUGCUAUGCACAUAUAUUGAAUUUAGUUUUAGUUGACGUUUCAAGAAAGGUAGAAGAAGUAUAUGAUACUAUAGGUCUCUUGGAAGCAGUAUAUGCAUUUCAAUCAUCAUCAACAGUAAGGUAUCAAGUAUUUUUUGAUAAAACUGGGUCGAAAGUUCCUAUGCACUGUGACACACAUUGGGUAUCAAAAUUUAAAAGUAUUCGUUACUUUAAAAACAACUUUGCAUUAGUAUUAACAGAAUUAAAAGAGUGUAUUGAAAGUUCAAAAUCUAAGGAAGCUGCUGAAGCUAAGGGUUUAAUAAUUCAAGUAAAUUCUUUAAAAACUAUUAUGUUACUUUUUUGUUUGGAUUAUAUUUUGCCUUUAGUAAAUAUUCUAUCAUUAAACUUACAGACAAAUACACUUGACUAUAGCCGUUGUGCAAAAUUGAUCAAAUCUACUAUGGAACAAUUGAUCAAUUUAAGGUUAGAAAAAAUAUUCAUCAAUAUUUACAAUGAAGCNGAAAUAGGACAAUGUUGGAAAGUUUAAUAAGGUGUGCCAUAUAUUGUGCUAGGCAAGAUAUUGGUUUGCGAGAACAUUCUAAAACAACUGUAAUCCCUGAAAUUGUGAAUAAUGACAUUGCAACAGAAAACAAAGGAAAUUUUUUAGAGCUUGUAAAGCUAUUAUGUAUUGAAAGUCAAACAUUUUGUUCAGCUUAUAAAGCGUUACCAAAUAAUGCAAAAUACACUAGUAAAAUACUUCAAAAUGAUAUGAUAAGUACAGCUUCCACAGUGAUUGCUCAAUCUAUUUUAAAAGAAGUACAAGAAGUUAGUAAAAUAUUCAGCUUAAUUGUUGACGAAAUCAGAGACGAUACAAAAUUAGAGCAAAUGAGUAUUUGUAUUCGGUAUGUACAUAAUUCAGUGAUAAAAGAAAGGUUUUUAGGAUUUUUUGAACUCAAAGAAUUAAAUGCUAAUGCCCUAAGCUGUAAUAUUAAAUUAUUUUUGAAUAAUUUUGGACAAGAAUUGAGUAACUGUAAGUCAGUCUUAUGAUGGAGCAUCAGUUAUGUCUGGUUAGUUCAACGAAGUUCAAAAAAUAAUUAAAGAUAUGUCAGGAAAUUUGUGUCUAUAUAUACAUUGCCAUGCACAUAAAUUGAAUUUAGUUUUAGUCAAGAAAGGUAGAAGUACAUGAUACUAUAGAUCUCAUGGAAGCAGUAUAUGCAUUUCAGUCAACAUUAACACUAAAGUAUCAAACAUUUUUUGAUAAAACUGGGUCGAAAGUCCCUAUGCACUGUGACAUGUUGAGUAUACAAAUUUAAAAGUAUUCAUUACUUUAAAAACAACUUUACAUUAUUAUUAACAGCAUUAAAAGAGUGUACUGAAAGUUCAAAAUCUAAGGAAGCUGCUGAAACUAAAGGUUUACUAAUUCAAAUGAAUUCUUUAAAAACUAUUGUUACUUUUUUGUUUGGAUUAUAUUUUGUCUUUAGUAAAUAUUCUACCAUUAAACUUACAGACAACACUUGACUAUAGCCGUUGUGCAAAAUUGAUCAAUUUAAAGUCAGAAAAAAUAUUUAUCAAUAUUUGUAAUGAAGUUGUUAGUGUAUCGCAGACUUUGAAUAUUGAACCUAACGAUACACUACGUCCAACAAGAGAACAGAGAAUUUCAUCAACCUUGGAUAACUAUUUAACUUAUUCAACACUUGGUGCUAGUACUAGUAGAAAAGAAAAACAAAACAUAUCAUCUAAAGAUACAGAAAAUGAAUUUAAAAGUCUUUUUCCAGAUUUUAGAUAA
Cinara cedri is the source of this 2507-nucleotide messenger RNA. Lineage: Eukaryota; Metazoa; Arthropoda; Insecta; Hemiptera; Aphididae. The record is from the annotation of a GenBank genome assembly.